Molecule: messenger RNA, 2695 nt
Organism: Podarcis muralis (Common wall lizard)
Lineage: Eukaryota; Metazoa; Chordata; Lepidosauria; Squamata; Lacertidae
Source: RefSeq, a predicted model, not a curated record
CAUACCUCGGCCCUGAUUGGCCGCCUUCCGCAAGCUGCCGAUGUCGUAAUCGUUAAGGGACGGCGGAGGCGAAAGAGCAGGCAUGGCGCUUUUCGUCGUCCACAGGUAUCGUGGUGAUGAAGACAAUGACCUCGAAGACCACUCGCAAGUGCUCCUGCGACAGCUGAAAGAACGGGUAAGAGCUCGACAGCAGCAAAAGCAGCAGCAGGAUGAUCACAUGCCUGCAGAAAGUGGACCAGAUAAUGAAAUGCCUGACUUGGACUUGGAGAAGGAAGCAAAGCAGAAAUCCAAAAAGAGGAAGCAAACUGAGGAAUCUCCUUUUAUAGAAGACCAGAGAAAGAGAAAGAAGAAAUUAUCCACUGAAGGGGAUGAAGGUGUGGAAGAGAAAGACAAUGAUCUUAGUCCAAGAAGAAGUAAAACAAGUGGAAAGGAAUCAAAGACACCACAAGGAAGGACUGAUGGAGGGGAAGGAAGUGAAAUUAAGUUAGCAAGCCAACUAGAACAUGACGGCUCAGCAGGAGAGAAGGAGGAUGGCUUGGAAGCCAGAGCAAAUGAGAGCCAUGGUGAAAAGGAGUCACCGCCGGAUCCAAAGGAAACCCCCCCACCUCCCAACACAAUUGUUCUUGGUGACUGGGUUUGGAAGGCAGCGCAGAAGAAGAAGGUGGAGCCUCUUCUGCCACGCUGGCUGGCUGAACCUAAGCUGGUCCAGAGGCGGAUCAAAGAGAACGUUGUCCCACUCCAAGAUGUUCCAGUAAUCCAUCCAAAAUUGAGGAAGAAACUGCAAGCAAAUGGAAUAGAGUCGUUGUUUCCAGCAAGUUCCACCUCAAGUGUGUGGAUCCAUUUGCAUAUGAUGAGAAAGAAGCAACCCCACCUUUCUCAGAACUCUGGUGCAAAGGAGCCAGAGGGCUUUCAGGCCGAGGUGAUUCCAGCCAUCUUGGAAAGCGGGUUUUUGGCCGGGAGAGGUGGCUACCAGCCCAGUGAUAUCUGUGUCUCAGCCCCCACCGGCAGUGGCAAGACCCUGGCCUUUGUCAUUCCGGUGGUGCAGGCUCUGUUAGACCGAGUCGUCUGCCGGGUACGAGCUCUGGCCGUCCUCCCCACCAAGGAACUGGCCCAGCAGGUGACUAAAGUAUUCAACAUUUACACUGACGGGACAGGGCUGAAAGUGGUCCAGCUCACCGGGCAGAAAUCGUUUGCAAAGGAGCAGGAGUCGCUCGCCGAGGAGACGCUGAUGGGAUUUCGCAGCCUGGCAGACAUUGUCGUGGCCACUCCUGGGCGCCUCGUGGAUCAUCUUCAGCAGAGCCCCCAGUUCAGCCUGAAAGAACUUCGCUUCCUGAUAAUUGACGAAGCCGAUCGCAUGAUUGACAACAUGCACCAGGACUGGCUGCGGCAGGUGGUGGCAGCAGCUCAUUCAGCGGUGGAAGAGGGCUCCGCCCCCCCACAGCUGUUCAGGAGGGCAGAGCAGGGGCCUCUCACGGCAGCCAGAGCUGGCUGCCCCCACGUCCCCCUGCAGAAGCUCCUCUUCUCGGCCACCCUGACACGGAACCCCGAAAAGCUGCAGCCGCUGGGCCUCUACCGGCCUCGCCUCUUCACACCCAUCUCCUCGGAGGAGAAGGCGACGGAGACCACGAAGAAGUAUGCCCUCCCAGAGGGGCUCUCGCAAUACUAUGUGCCCUGCAACCUGCGCUGGAAGCCCCUCUUCCUCUUGCAUUUCCUGCUGCGGCUGAAGUUCUCCCGCGUCCUCUGCUUCACCAACAGCAGGGACACGUCACACAGGCUCUUUCUACUGCUUCGAGCCUUUGGCGGAGUGAACGUGGCCGAGUUCUCUUCCAGGCUGAAUCCAAGGCAAAGGAAGUUGACACUGAAGGAAUUUGAACAGGGGAAGAUCCAGCUGUUAAUCAGCACAGACGCCACAGCCCGAGGAAUCGACAUUGGCGGAGUGAAAUGCGUCAUCAGCUAUGAUGCUCCUCAAUUCAUCAGGACCUACAUCCACCGAGUGGGCAGAACGGCUCGGGCAGGGAAAGCGGGACUGGCCUUCACCAUGGUGCUGAAACAGCAGGAGAGGAAGUUUCUGAAGAUGCUGAGGGAAGCCGGUCUUCCUGAGUUGGAGCAGCAGCUGGUGAAGAACACAUCCCUCCAGCCACUCCUCCCACAGUAUGAGGAAGCCUUGGCAGACCUCCAGAAGAUAAUGAAGGAGGAGCGAGCUGAGAAGAGAUCUUGAGCAAGACCAGGCAAGCCAGAGAUGUCUCACUGAGAAUAAUCAGGGGGCUGGAACUCUUACUUUGUGGUUUGGAUUCCAAUGUCUUGAGUACACAAUGGCAUUCAGAAGCAAACACUAAGGCUUAAGAGCUCCUGGAAGUAUCAAGAUACGGAAGGAGUGUCCAUCGCACGGCUUAAGGAGAGCCAACUGCCAUCCUGCUGUCGUCAAGGCCACCUCUUGAUCCCUCAAAGACCAGCAGAACAUGCCUUAGCUUGUAAAUGAAAGCUCUUUCUCCCUUUGAGCCAAAGAACUGCCAGCCUUUCCCUGUGAGUGGCCCUAAUCCUCACCAGCCUUGCCUAUCCCAGUGCUACUGCUACUCCCUCCUAGCCAAAAGAGGGGUCAAAGGUUGCUGAGCCCAGCUGGGCUUUAAGAGCGAGGGCUCCAUCUCAGUUUUAAAUAAAGAAAUCAGCCUUUGCCUUCUGGGGCAGGCAAAAUGUC